UUGUGGUAUGAGAGAUAGAAGUGUACUGUUUAUUCUUUUGCUAUUUCUUUUUCUUUUCAUGUUAUAAAAUAUUGUUAUCCGUUUUUCAUGCAAUUUUUUUUCCCAUUUUUUUCACAAGGUUGUUUUGCUUAUGUAUAUCUUAAUGAUAUCAUUUGCUAUGAUAAUUUGAAUUGGCUCAGGUAUGCAAUUUAUUCCUUCCAGCACUUAAUAUGUGGCUUUUUUAUGAUGUGAUAAAACACCUUAUAUACUAUUUCCUCGUGACAUCUUUGUUUUACAUUUCUUCAUGUAUUCUACCACAAGUUCUACACCUCAAAGUACAAGUUAGUUGCGUAUACUAUCUGAUCAAACAAUAAUUUUUUCAUGAAUUUUUGGAAAACAUCAAUUUGUUCAAAAUCUUCUCAUUUCUUGAUGCCUACUGAAAGAAAUUGGGAAAAAUGAUUUAUUCAAUUGAUUUUUUUGACAGGCAAUGAUAGUAUUCAGUGAUGUAUAUAUACUGAAGACGGCUUUUGAAAAAAGUUAAAAUUUCUAGAUGCCAAAAACUUAGCCCUUUCUAUUUAUUGCUGUUUUGCAUGGUGUUUCAGUUAUACAUUGGCCAAUGCAUACUAUUAUUUGAGAAACUUAUUUUGUGACUGGGAAUUUCUUGAUACUUAUUAUGAUACAUUAGCUUCUCGCAGUUCAAGAAAAUGCUUCAAACUAUCUCCCCCCAUUGCUAAUGCUUCUAUAAAUGAGGCUUAGACAUAUAACUUGGCAUUUUCUUUUGCAUUCACAAAAGCUCUUUAUGAACUUAUCUUAAAAUUUUCGCUUGAUUGUAUUAAAAUUCUUCUCUGAAUGUGAGACAUUCCUUUUCUCUGAAAUGUUGAUGCUACAGUUGUUAAAUAUUGCAAUUAUUGUGCAGGUGUAUGUAGACAUUUUUGCCACAGCAAUUCUUUUAUUCGGAGGAUCUCUGGGUUGCUAUGGUCUUCAGCUAUUUUGUAAAUUGAAAAGAGUAAGGUCUGAGAGAACUUCUUCAGAGAUGGGGAAGGUUGCUGGUUUAGCUGUUGUCUCUGUUAUAUGUUUCUCUUCAAGUGCUUUGAUAGCUUUUCUAACAGAACUGCAGUUUUCUUAUCACUGGAAUUUGAAGAAAAUGAGUGGAGUAGGGGCACCACUUCUGCUGGUCUUAUACUAUUUCAUAGGUGAUUUCCUUGCCUAA
Molecule: messenger RNA, 1189 nt
Organism: Mangifera indica (mango)
Lineage: Eukaryota; Viridiplantae; Streptophyta; Magnoliopsida; Sapindales; Anacardiaceae
Exons: 4
Coding region: 854-1189 (111 amino acids)
Source: RefSeq, a predicted model, not a curated record